Molecule: messenger RNA, 261 nt
Organism: Myotis brandtii (Brandt's bat)
Lineage: Eukaryota; Metazoa; Chordata; Mammalia; Chiroptera; Vespertilionidae
Gene: WFDC13
Product: WAP four-disulfide core domain 13
Exons: 2
Coding region: 19-261 (80 amino acids)
Cellular component (GO): extracellular region
Molecular function (GO): peptidase inhibitor activity
Source: RefSeq, a predicted model, not a curated record
CACCAUCCUGCCAGCAGCAUGAAGCCUGUGCUGCUCCUUCAGCUCCUGCUGGUGAUUCAUCUAGCACCACAGCUGGUGCCUGCGAGUCCCAAGCAACAAUUUAUGAAGUAUAUUUUGGAGCCUCCGCCGUGCAGAGUGGGCCCUGAAAACUGUACUCAUUUCUGUACAAUGCAGGAAGAUUGCCCACAAGGACUUCAGUGCUGCUCUGCCUUCUGCGGGACAGUCUGCACAUUCAACAAAAAUAUAAUCCAUAAAAAGUAA